AUGUCCUCCAGAACUGGCCCAAUGCAUCACCAAGUACCGUACAGCUCACCCCCCACCACUAUACCUGGGAGUCAGCCGAACAACAGUACGAAAGCGAAGAAAUUAGCUGGCCACUUCGAUAGUCCCUGCGACGUGAUAAAGUGCGACCCGUGCCCACAAGCCGGUAACAACCAGCAAAGCACCUUAGCCAAGGCAUUUGGUGACAGCAUGCCCACGUUCAGAUCCUACAUAGGACGAGGGUCCAUCGUCUUUACCAAAGAUGGAUCUGGGGACACUAGGAUGCACGGUCGGGUGUUAGUCGUCUUGCGCCGAAACACUCAGGGCUCUUCAACAUGUUUCUGUGUUUGUAAACACGAAAUCGCCGAUGACACCGAACUCCACAACACGCAUCGUCGGAUCAAGAUCAAAGGCACGCAACCGGAAGAGGAAGGAGAAACUCCAUCGAUCCAAGCUGAGGGCAAGCUUGCUCUGGACGCCAUCGAAAUCGAGCUAUCUCGUCGGCCUGGUUUCACAAAGACCCUACAGCCACACAUCUACAUCAACUGCGAAGAGCUCUGGAAUCUCGACGGUGAAGUGGAGGUGAUAACACUGGGAAAAGUUGCUCAGAAAUCAAUUGAUCGUCUCUUUCAGGACGUUCGCGAGCUAUACCAGGAUCCAUCCAGGAGGACCAGCAGUGGGGGGAGCGCAGAGACAGGCGGUCGAGACGAGAGACGUAUAUUCACAGAGAAUUACCGGCAAGAAGAACUACGUCGCAACAAUGGUACUCCCAUUCGCCCCAAGAAGAAUGAACGCGAACUAGGCAAGGACAGGCAUCAGGACUACUAUCGUUGA
Molecule: messenger RNA, 831 nt
Organism: Fonsecaea multimorphosa CBS 102226
Lineage: Eukaryota; Fungi; Ascomycota; Eurotiomycetes; Chaetothyriales; Herpotrichiellaceae
Exons: 1
Coding region: 1-831 (276 amino acids)
Source: RefSeq, a predicted model, not a curated record